CAGCGUCCUCAGCCUGAGUCAGAGCAGCAUCAUUCACUUAACUUCACACACAAGCCAAUUCAAAGGCAGACCGGGGACCAGAAGUAAGGGGAUAAUGCGAGUCCACGUGCACACCAAGUUCUGUUUCCUGUGUGUGCUCACCUUCCUCUUCCAUCAGUGCAACCACUGCCAUGGAGAAGAACAUAGCCAUCAGCACGGUGGACAGCCCCACACCGACCACGACGAAGUCCACUCCGACCUGCAGAUUUCCGAGGAUUCGUAUGUGAAAGGAGCCAGUUUUUCCUCCGAGUCCAAGAGUCCUCCAGGGCAAACUCUAGAGAAGGAGCAGCACUACUACAUCCAACAGCUAUUCAGCCGCUACGGCCAGCAAGACAAGCUCGACUUCGAGGGAUUCCAGAGUCUGCUGUUCAGCUUGGGUCUUGGGGAGGUGAAGUUGGUAGACGCUCAACACGAGGAGCUGGGCCAUGACCACGUGGCUCACCUCGACCUGGUGGAUGUGCAGAAAGGGCAUCACUCGCAUGCAUCCACCACUGAUGGCCACGGGCACGGACAUCCACACCACAAGCCUGCCUCCCACCAUCCACACACGGAGCAGAGUCCCACAAAGUGCACCCAGCAGACCACUGCUGCCAGUCCAGCUACGGGCACACAUACAGGACAUGACCACGACCACGCCAAGGUAGUAGAUGGUGAGCAUAAACAUUCUGGCGGACAUGUGCAGGACAAACAAGGCCAUGUCCACAAUCAUGAUCACGCACAUGACAAAGGGCACAAACACGAGCAGGCACAUGUGCAUUCUAACCACAAGGACGGAUCUUCUGAACCUCAUGACCACAGUGAUCACAACGAUAAUGGCCAAGCUGAUCAUGACCACAGCGUCCACAAUCAUGUCCCUGAAGUUCAGACAGGCACAGACAUUCCUCCUCUCAGCCAAGAGCAGAUGCCCUCCGCACAGCUGGAGCCGUCCCAAGCUCCUCAGGUGCCACAGUCCUCUCCCGCCCCUACAGAAACUCAGACCAAGAAGCCGAGAAAGCCAGCCAGGGUCAGGGGACAGCGGGGGCGAAACAAAACCCCUUCUCCAAACACUCAUCAGCCUGAGGCACCCGACCACGACCACGAUCACAGUCACAGCUAUUCUCAUAAAGAUAAGAGAGAAGCUCCAGGAGGGCCUGGCUCCCCCACCCUACCAGUCUCCGUUCUGUCCGGCCACCCUAAAGGAUUGUUUCACCAGCAUGGGGAGUGUCUAAACCUGACUCAGCUCCUCACCUACUACGGCCUGAGUCCUGAUUCGCUCAUCUCGCCCAGCCAGUUCACCUACCUGUGUCCCGCCCUACUCUACCAGAUAGACAGUCGCGUCUGCAUCCGCCAUUUCCACCAGAUGGACGUGGCUCAGGAAGCCUUGGAGCCCGUCAGUUCUGGUAAGAGCAGAGUAUCUUUUCGACCAGUCCAUGUUGACUGA
Molecule: messenger RNA, 1459 nt
Organism: Notothenia coriiceps (black rockcod)
Lineage: Eukaryota; Metazoa; Chordata; Actinopteri; Perciformes; Nototheniidae
Product: zinc transporter ZIP10-like
Exons: 3
Coding region: 95-1459 (454 amino acids)
Biological process (GO): zinc ion import across plasma membrane; intracellular monoatomic cation homeostasis
Cellular component (GO): plasma membrane
Molecular function (GO): zinc ion transmembrane transporter activity; monoatomic cation:bicarbonate symporter activity
Source: RefSeq, a predicted model, not a curated record